Messenger RNA from Brassica rapa (field mustard), 1090 nucleotides. Its product is annotated as BTB/POZ domain-containing protein At1g01640. The record is from RefSeq and is a predicted model, not a curated record. Gene Ontology annotation, molecular function: protein binding. NCBI's taxonomy places the organism in Eukaryota, Viridiplantae, Streptophyta, Magnoliopsida, Brassicales, Brassicaceae.
UUUUGCUUUAACUCCCAGGUUGUAACAAUAUAAAUGGUAGGACAUACAUUAUAAGUCAUCGUAUCAAGUCAAGAGAAAUAGUUUCUCUCUCGCUACUUACUUUAUAAAAGCAAAAGAGUCUCUCUCUGGGAUCAUCGUAGUACUGAACAAGUGCGAAGAAAAAAACAUACAUUUUUGUGUGUGUUUGAGUGAAGAAGGAAAAAGUAUAAAGAGAAGCAGACGAGGAUCUCGCUACUCUGUCUGUUUGUUUGUUAACUCUAGGGAUUUAGUGAAGCCUUUCAAUCAAUUAGGCGGCUUUCCUCGGGGGACUUGUUGUCUCAUUCAAGGAACAAAUGCACACUGAUGUUCUCGUUCAUCCUGGUGAUCAAUCUCCCCCCAUCCCUACCCACAAGGCCAUCCUCUCGGCAAGAUCUAAGGUCUUCAGGAACAUGCUAGACUCCGAUGAAUGCAAGGCCUCUGCCGAGGAAUCGAUCACUCUCCCCGACUUGAACCACGACGAGCUCCAUUCUCUUCUCGAGUUCCUCUACUCCGGCAACUUAAUUGCUCCUUACAAUCAUUACCGAGCCCUCUAUCUGGCUGCUGACAAGUACGACAUCGCUUAUCUCCAAGACGUUUGCCGCGACCAUUUCAUUGCAUCUCUCACCUCUAGGAACGUCCUUGACAUCCUGGAGCUCGCCAGCAUCCCUUCUGACACCAUCUUGAAAGCCGCUGCCAUCAACCUUGUGGUUAAGCAUAUGGAAGAUGUGGUUGUUCCCAUGAAAUACGAGACUUUUGUGCAGAGGAACCCCAAUCUUGGCGUUGAGAUCACCAGAGCUUUUCUAAGAGAGAUCAAAGCUCAAUCCAAAGACAGCAGAUCUGCUUCUUGUAAUCAUCGCCCUCACUCUCGCAUCUACUGAUUGAUGAACAAUAAACAGCAGCUUGCCUAAUGCCUCGCUUGCCAAAGGUGAUGAUGAAUGAUGAUGCCUUCUUACUUUGUUUUAUGGAUUUAUUUCAAGGUGUUGGUUGAUACAUAUACAAUAUCUACUAGUAUUGUGAAUUUAACUAAAAUCUGUUUUAUAUAUCUUGCAUUGAUUAAGAUACAAUUGUUAAA